Symbiodinium sp. CCMP2592 is the source of this 600-nucleotide messenger RNA. The record is from the annotation of a GenBank genome assembly. Lineage: Eukaryota; Dinophyceae; Suessiales; Symbiodiniaceae.
AUGGACGUCGGGGCGCAGGGUGCGGUGCGGCGAGCAGCCGGCGAUGAAUUAGAGGAAGCCGUGGCCCAGCUUCAGAGGAACUGGGAACCGACCCCGGUAACCUUUGUGCCUGGCGGACGGCUUUCGGAGAAGGUCGCCCUGACCUUGACGGAGAUCCCUUCCUCGGUGCUCCGCAUCUUCCAGAACUGGCAAUCGGACGAGGAGGAUCGGCACACGGCGCUGAUGUCGUGGCUCGACCAACUGCACGAUGCGCUCCUGAGCGCAGUGCGGGCGGCAGGUCAUCGAACGCUGGCAAUGCCCACGCUCUGCACGGGAGGUAUCGGAAUCCCUGUGCAAUUUGUGGGCGUGGCUGUGGCUCGGAGCGUUUACCGUGACUUUCUCGCGCAUCCAGCAGACCCUCUUCGAGUUCGAAUCUGCUGCUUCGAGCCCGGCCACCUUCAUAUGGUGCGAGCAAUCAAAGAUGAGAUUGUCGACAACUUCUACCGCCCCGAGACUGCAGAGGAUCUCGUCACGCUUCUCCAGCGGUCCAACCGUGAUGGCAGGCCACCAAGCCCCAACGAGGACCCGACCUCGGAGGACGACCAGAUGAUGGCUCUGUGA